UCAUAUGACUUCCCUGGUCCACCUGUUGAUAUUUCAGUGCAUACACUAAUUACAGUAUCUUGCUAUAUACUACUAUGAAAACUUACUAGUAUAAUAACCAAAUGGAAAGAACCUUUUGAACAAUCUCAACUAGUAUACUGUAUAUCACUAAUUACAUUUGGAUGGAUAUGGCAAUAUAUAUUCAAAUGAAAGUAGAUUCAUGAGAGAGAGAAAUAAAUACAUAGACGCAUGGGUCCAUUUCUGAGUAAGAUAUCAUAUUGCAAGCCAAUGCUGCUCUACCAGUCAGUCAUGCACACAAAAUAAGGCUAAACCUUUGACAGCCGCUGACCAUUGUUCAUUCAGGCAGGAUGUUGUGGUGAGGUCCAGUUACAUUACAAUGGAGAAGUAGAGCGCAAAAAAAGGAAGUAGGGAACCAUGGGGUCCUGGGGCCCCGGUCUGUGUGUGGUUUUGUGUUUCUGGGGAACAGUUAGUUGGAACACACUUCACGGUCACAUUGUUGGCCCGUGUACUGUCAAUACUGGCACGGCAUCAUUUAACUGCAGUUGGAGGAAACUGGCCCAUAUUCCAACAGAGAUAUGGAACAAUGCAACCGCACUGGACCUCUCUCAUAACCACCUGAACCUUACUAACCCUCAACACCUCAGACAACUACAGAGGUUGGAUCAGCUGGUUAACCUAAAUCUCUCAGGAAACUACCUCCCUCUGCUGGAGAAAGGCCACUUCUGCAGCCUGCCCUUCCUGCAGAUACUAGACCUCAGUGGUUGCCAACUGACCUCCAUGGAGGCUGGAGCUCUGCAGGGUUUACCCAGGUUAGGGAAGCUGUUUCUGGGGCACAACAUACUGCAAGCCCCCCUAUCUGUUUCUGCUCAAACUAUAUCCUUCCUGGAUCUCAAUGGGAACCAAGAGCUUGACCAUGGCUCUGAUGAUACGUCGACAGGAAUUAGAAGACCAUUCAAUAGGAAACUGUUAGAGGUCAUUGAACAUCCCAGCCCAACUCCAGCUAACUCAAUGACUACAACUAAUGGCAGUGAGGAUGGUGGUCAGAGCCGUUUCUCCAAAAGCUGGCAGUACCUGGUAGCAGUACUGGUGUCGGCCAUCUCCCUCUCCCUCCUCAUCGCUGUCCUGGCCAAAUGCCAGCUGGUCCGCCGCUACCUGGCCAGUUACCGUCACACCCGGCUGAUCGAGGGGGACACAGCCAGCCAGUGUGACCCCAACAGCCUGGAGGUAGGCUUCUCUAUGCACAACCAUGGGGGACAGGCACGGAGCCCCUACCCUGCUGCUGUCCCCCAGGGAGAGAUGUACAUGGAGGAUGAGGAGGAUGAUGAUGAUGGCUUCAUAGAGGACAACUACAUACAAGCCAGCGAGAGGGAGAGGGCUAAGAGGGCACUGGAACUGCAGGAGGAGGAGGAGGAUGACAUGGUAUUUUCCAUUGGCUAGAAGAGGUGGAAUGGGAGGGGAGAAAGAGGGGAGAGAGAAAUUAGAGAGAAAGACAGACAGACAUACAGAGAGAGAGAGAGGUCACUGUAGCCAAUUUGGACACUGAUUAGGGCCAAUGCUGAUAUCAAAUAUAUGCAUGUUGUCAUGACGUUGGCCUGGGGGUAGGUUUAUGACAGUCAUAAAUACCUCUUCCCCCCUUUUUCCUCUCUCUACCCUACUGAUGUUACAUUUGCAAAACCCUUGGUUAACAUAGAGAUUCUGGGAACAUCAGAAGGUGGGGGGAAAUGAACUAUAUUCUGGUAAUCCGACCAAUUGAACAUAUGCGGUGGUACUUAAUGAAUAUGAUGUCAGUUCGGUUGUCAUCUGAGACAUUCUCAUCAAUGAUAAGAUUACAUAAACUCUACAGUGGAAAGUCUACACAUCAGAGUUAUCGGAUUCACAUGGAAUUGUUGUUCAAUAUAAAUGUUUGAAUAUGAAAUUAUUCGUGAUGGGAUGAAAUGUGAUUUUAGCUUCUAAAAUGUGAGAUUUGGGUUUUCAUAAGGUAGGGCUCUGCUCAAUCAGUGGCCCACCCCUGUGAAGGGACAUGGGCUAUACAACUUUUCAAACACGCCCUCCUCUCCCUUCCUAUAUAAAGCCUUGAUGACAAUAUAACCUCCUGUUCCGAGGAUGUGAGGACGGCGGUCUGAUGUCAGAAUGGUUCAGAUAAUAACUACAGAACGAAGCCAACAUCAGCAUGAGCUUUGGUUGUGAAUAGUAUGAACUUUGAACUCUUAUUCGCUACAGAAGUGAUACCUCCUAGCCAUGAGUUAGCAACAGCAGCUGCAAAUUCAUGUUAGGAAGGAACAGACAGAGUAUUCCAUCUACCACACAACGACGUUACUACAACGCAUCCACUUUACCAGCAGAAACAUUCUUCAAAGUACCAACCUACCGAAGCGCAGCUCAGAGUAAAUAUUUAUUGCAUUUUCCUUUUCCAAAUGGGCGGUAAUUUAGAAUGCAUAAGAUACUGCAUUUACGAUAGCACAGCUUCGCCCUUUGUUCCUCAGUCUUCCCGCUCUUUCACUCAAACCCAGACCCUUUUAUUUUGUGUAACAAGCUGUCAUAUCUGUUCCGCCCGCUAGGGACAUUUUCCUUUAUGACGUCAUUUGUAAUCAAGUUAGGAUUUAAUUAUGUGUAUGUGUAAGUCUGUGUGAUUAGUUAGGUAUUGAGUAAAUAAAUAAUUAAACCCAA
Messenger RNA from Oncorhynchus nerka (sockeye salmon), 2667 nucleotides. RefSeq names its product leucine-rich repeat-containing protein 19-like. Lineage: Eukaryota; Metazoa; Chordata; Actinopteri; Salmoniformes; Salmonidae. The transcript has 4 exons. The record is from RefSeq and is a predicted model, not a curated record. The coding region runs from base 415 to 1437 and encodes 340 amino acids. Gene Ontology annotation, molecular function: protein binding.